Tripterygium wilfordii is the source of this 1733-nucleotide messenger RNA. RefSeq names its product vicilin Car i 2.0101-like. Bases 154 to 1617 code for a protein of 487 amino acids. The record is from RefSeq and is a predicted model, not a curated record. NCBI's taxonomy places the organism in Eukaryota, Viridiplantae, Streptophyta, Magnoliopsida, Celastrales, Celastraceae. The transcript is spliced from 6 exons.
GUCUCUGUUUCGCUAGACACUUGUCACUUUGCAUGUCAAAGACUUCCAAUCCACAAAAUGCCUAAUGUAACAUAACAUGCUUAUCCUUCAAUGUGUGCAUGUAUAUAUAAUUGGAACUCUCUCCCUUAAUCCAUCCAUCAAGAAGCCACGCAAAUGAUGAUCAAAACAGAGCAUGCUCUGCUACUCCUCAUCUUCUCUGUUUUACUUUCUCCUCUGUUACUACUCUCUCUUGCUUAUGAAGUCCCCUACCCAAAAACAGAAGCGGAGAGAUGUUUAGAACGUUGCUAUAAAGCUGAAACUGAAUUCUCUGGAUUACUAGAAUAUGCAGACAAAUGUCAAAGAAAAUAUGAAGGGGGAAUCAAAGAAGGCAGAGGGGGAGAGGAGAAACAGAGGGGUAAUCCUUAUUACUUCCAUGCUGAGAGUCUCCAAUCAAGAUUCAGGACUCAAGAGGGUCAUGUCAGGGUUUUGGAGAGGUUCUCUGAGAAGUCUGAACUUCUUGCUGGCAUUGACAACUUCAGGUUGGCCAUGUUAGAGGCAAAUCCAAACACCUUUGUCGUCCCGCACCAUUGUGAUGCCAAUUCUGUCUUGUUUGUCACAAGAGGUAAAGGAACCAUUAGCCUUGUGCGGCAAAAGAAAGAGUCGUACAACUUAGUAAGAGGAAGCGUGGUUUGCGUUCCAGCGGGAACUACUGUCUACUUGGUUAACCAGGACAACAAUGAAAAGCUCAACAUUGUUAAGCUCAUGCAGUCUGUUAACGCUCCUGGCCAAUUCAAGGAAUACUUUGCUGGUGGAGGUACCAAUCCGGAGCCAUACUACACUGUUUUCAGUGAUGACAUUCUUGAGAGAGUACUAAAUACUCCAAGAGAUGAGCUACCAAGGCUCUUUGGACAACAAAAGAAGGGCAUGAUCAUGAAAGCUACAAAGGAGCAACUUAGGGGAUUAAGCAGACAUGUUUCUUCCCCGGGAGCGACAAGCCAUGACUCUAAUGCUCCAUUCAAUCUUCUAAAUCAACGUCCUCGAUACUCCAACGAGCACGGCCAAUUUUUCGAGGCAUCACCGGAAGAAUUCAAGCAACUGCAGACCAUGGAUUUAUAUGUUGCAUUUUCAGACAUGGACAAAGGAUCAAUAAUGGCGCCGCACUACAAUUCCCGAGCGACAACAGUUGUAGUGGUUGUGGAAGGACAUGCGCGGAUUGAAAUGGGUUGUCCACAUCUUUCUCAGGAAUCACAAGGACAAAGAAGAGAACAGAGAACUGAACAAGAGGGAUAUUACCAGAAAAUAAGUUCCCACUUGUCACCAGGUGAUGUGUUUAUCAUUCCGGCAGGUCAUCCAUUCACAAUUGUUGCAUCCGAAAACGAGAAGUUGAGAACUGUCGGGUUUGGAAUCCAUGCCUGGAACAACCAAAGAAGCUUCCUUGCAGGAAGAGACAACAUAGUUCAGCAACUGGAGAAGGAGGCAAAGGAGAUGUCCUUCAAUGUACCAGCAGAGCAAGUGGAGAAGGUAUUUAGCAGGCAGAGAGAGAGCUUUUAUUUGGGUGGGACUCAACAGUGGCAGAGGAGGGAGGAAGGAAGAGGCCAUCCCUUGACUUCCAUUUUUGACUUCCCUGGUUUCUUCUGAUAGAGGGGCAUGGUGUCUGUCAUGUAAUAUACAGCGGUGUAAAGAAACUAUGGAGAGAGCUCUGUCUCUAACUUUCCACUGUCAAUAAAUAAGCAAAAAGUUGCAUGAAGGAGAAA